UGACGCUUAAAACAGCUUCCCUGAGGCGUGUCUAUGAAUUUUCCACUAUUUUUGGGAAGUUAGUUUUCACCCUCGCGUUACGUGGCAAUGGUUUCUUUUCAAGUAUGAGCUUUGCCGUCUCUUUGCCGGUGCUAGCCCUCUAUUAGGUGACGCAGGUAUUAGUUUACAGGUGUGGUAACCAAUCCGCCUCAAAUGCUGUAUAUCUAGCUAAGGAGGCUUUGGUAACCAGUUCCCCUUUCACUGCUGGCUAAGCUGACAGAAUGUUAAAGAUGUCAGCCUGAAUGCUAUUGCUGUAAACAUCUGUCUCUGCUGCUGGGGAUUUCGAGAUGCUGCGAAUUAUAGUAGAAUCCGCCAGUAAUCUUCCUGACUCAAAAUUUGGAACUCCCGACCCAAUAGCGUCGGUCACUUUCAAAGGUGAGAAGAAAAAAACCAAGUCAAUUGACAAUGAAUUGAACCCUGUGUGGAAUGAGAAAAUAGAAUUUGACUUGAAGGGACAGACUCUAAAUGCUUCUUCAUCAAUUCUUGUUGUGGUUAAGGACUAUGAGACAAUCGGAAAAGACAAGUUUAUUGGUUCUGCAACGAUUUCCUUGAAAGACCUUGCAAGUGGCCAAAAGACAUUACCUUUCAAAAAUGUUGCAUUGCUCACUGAAAAGAAGCAGCCAACUGGGGGGACAAUAAAUCUCAUGGCAACUUAUGAACCACCUGCUGGAGCUGUGCCACCUGACCCAUCCAACCUUGGAAGCUCUGGUGAUCAGGAUGCUGAAGGGAAUGAAGAUGAGGAUGCGGAAGAUGAAGCAGGUGAUGGUGGAGGAACCCCUGGAGCUCCCAGCACGCCACGCCAGGCAGCAGCCCAUGUUAGCAAACGACUCCGAAAGAAGAAAAGCAAGAGAUUACUUUCAAACAAGCCUCAGGAUUUCCAGAUUCGGGUGAGGAUAAUUUCAGCUCGUCAGCUGCCUGGUAAUAACAUAAAGCCAGUUGUGAAAGUGACUGUCUGCAACCAAACCCAUCGAACGAGAAUCCGAAGAGGAAACAAUCCCUAUUUCGAUGAGAUUUUCUUCUACAAUGUAACUCAAUCACCAGAAGAACUCUUUGAUUCAUCGAUCUUAAUUAGGGUCUACAACUCUUUUUCACUGCGAUCAGAUUCCUUAAUGGGAGAAUUCAAGUUGGACAUUGGCUAUGUAUAUGAUGAACCUGGACAUGCUAUUCUAAGGAAAUGGCUUUUGCUUCAUGAUCCUGAAGACCCAAGUACAGGAUCCAAGGGAUACAUGAAAGUCAGUUUAUUUGUCUUGGCGACAGGCGAUGAACCUCCGGUUGAAAAGAAAGGAGUAAAUGAAGAGAAUGACGAUGUUGAAAGCAACCUGCUUCUCCCUGCAGGUCUCUCACUGCGGUGGGUGACUUUCCUUCUGAAGGUCUACAGAGCAGAAGACAUUCCACAGAUGGAUGAUGCCUUUGCUGAAACUAUGAAGUCAAUAUUUGGAGCCGGGUCUGAUAAGAAAAAUCUUGUGGACCCAUACGUGGAAGUUGGCUUUGCUGGGAAAAAGCUCUGUACAAAGAUUAUAGAGAAAAAUGCCAACCCUGAAUGGAAUCAAGCAAUCAACCUUCAAGUCAAGUUUCCAUCUAUGUGCGAAAGACUAAGUUUGACUCUGUUUGAUUGGGAUCGGAUGACCAGGAAUGAUGCUAUUGGAACAGCAUUUUUGUACCUCUCCAGGAUAGCAUCAUCUGGAGGAGAAGUUGAAGACCCCCCAAGAAGCUCACAUACUGUGAAGAGCAAGCCAGGUGACACGGGAGAUGAGGAAGUAGGAUUUCUUCCAGCUUUUGGGCCAUGUUAUGUAAACUUUUAUGGGAGCCCCAGGGAAUACACUGGCUUUGCUGAUCCUUACGAGGAUUUAAACUAUGGAAAGGGUGAGGGAGUUGCAUAUCGUGGUAGAAUAUUAGUUGAACUAAUCACCAAACUUGAAGGUAAUCCAGAGAAGAAGUUGGAGGACAUUCCCAGUGAUGAUGUCUUGGUGGUUCAGAAAUACCAACGCCGGCGUAAAUAUAGCCUUGCUGCUGUCUUUUAUGCUGGAACAAUGCUUCGCGAUGUUGGAGAUGCCGUCCAGUUUGAAGUUAGCAUUGGAAAUUACGGCAACAAAUUUGACAAAACAUGUAGGCCUUUAGCUUCAACUACUCAGUACAGUCGAGCAGUUUUUGAUGGUAACUAUUAUUAUUUUCUACCUUGGGCCAACACGAAACCUGUGGUGACACUGACCUCCUAUUGGGAAGAUAUUAGUCAUAGGUUGGACGCCUUGAAUAUCAUCAUAAAAAUUGUCAGCAGAAUGGAAAAGAAUUUGACAGUGCUGAAGACUGCUAUUCAGGCUAAAGUUGGUGAAGAACGCCUGGCUGAGCUGUGGUUGAAAGUUAUUGAACAAAUCAUUGAGGACUGCAGCCAACCCCUACCAAAGUUAGAAGGCAAAUCCAAUGUGACUCAGCUUGAUCUGAAGAUCCUAAAGCUCCGUAAAAGCACUCUGGAAGGUAUACUUGACUCGGCAAAACGCACACGAAUGGAGGCAGAGGACCCAAAGGAAUCAAUUGAUGAUAUUGAAGACUGGCUGGAGAGACUGAAAUCAUUGGCUGAAGAGCCACAGAACAGCAUGCCAGAUGUGAUUGUCUGGAUGAUCUGUGAUGAGAAACGAGUUGCAUAUGCACGAAUCCCAGCUCACGAGGUGCUUUACUCAACAACCAGUGAAGAAGCCUGUGGCCAAUACUCUGGAAAGACACAAACCAUAUUCUUGAAGUAUCUGGAAGGCGGCAACAAAAGUUUCAAAAUUCCAAUUCAGCUACGUGUCCGAUUUUGGCUUGGCCUCUCUACUGUUGAGAGCAAGUUCAACAGUUUUUCUGAAGGAACGUUCAGUGUAUUUUCUGAAUUGUAUGAAAACCAAGCACAAUUACUGGGCAAAUGGGGUACCAGUGGGCUUGUUGGUCGCCAGAAGUUUUCUGAUGUAACAGGGAAAAUAAAACUGAAGAAAGAAAGCUUCAUGCCCCCAAGAGGUUGGGAAUGGGAAGGCAACUGGAUUGUUGAUCCUGAAAAAAGUUUGCUAACAGAAGCUGAUGCUGGUCACACAGAAUUUAUUGAUGAAGUUUAUGAAAAUAACUCCCGCUACCCUGGAGCUGAGUGGAAAGUUGCAGAGGAGCCUUACACUGAUCUGAAUGGUGAAAAGAGUUCCUCAAAAGAGGAGAUUGAGUGUCCACCAGGCUGGAAUUGGUUGGAUGAUUGGGAAUAUGAUGUCAAUCGAGCUGUGGAUGAACACGGCUGGGAGUAUGGAAUAACGGUACCCCCGGAUGACAAACCCAAAUCUUGGGUCUCGACAGAGAAAAUGUACCACACCCAUAGGCGCAGGCGCUGGGUGAGAAGGCGCAAGAAAGACGAUCAGCAAACAGUCCAACCCGUAAAGAGUCAAACACCUGGCCAGGAUUUGGAAGGAUGGGAAUACGCUUCUCUGAUUGGUUGGAACUUUCACCUAAAGCAGCGGAAAUCAGAUACUUACCGACGCAGAAGAUGGAGAAGAAAAAUGGCCCCAUCUGAACGACUUGGAGCUGCUGCAGUCUUCAAACUCGAAGGUGCCCUUGCUCUGACUUCGGGUGAGGAUGGUGACAAAUCGCCAACUGCAGACUCUAUUUUUGGGGCAAGUGCUCCGACGAUCUCCUGUGUGUUUGACCGCCCUGCAAUCUAUCACCUCCGUUGCUACAUUUAUCAAGCAAGAGCCAUAAUUUCCAUGGACAAAGAUAGUUUUUCAGAUCCAUAUGCUCAUGUUUCAUUUCUCCAUCAAAGCAAGACAACUGAAGUUAUUAAAUCCACACUGAACCCAACCUGGGACCAGACCCUGAUCUUCAAUGACAUUGAUAUCUACGGCAGUCCUGAAACAUUAAUUAAAAACCCACCAAAUGUGGUGAUUGAAAUAUAUGAUGAAGAUCAAGUUGGGAAAGAUGAAUUUUUAGGCAGAUGUACCUGUCCUCCAAUGGUGAAGCUAAAUCCAGAAACAGACAUGGUUCCCAAGCUCCUCUGGUAUCCAAUAAAGAAUGGGAAAAAGAAAUCUGGAGAGCUCCUUGUUGCUGCUGAGCUAAUAAUGAAAGACAAACCUGAUGGUUCUAAUUUACCAAUUCUUCCACCAGUCCGGUCUGGUGUACUAUACAUGGUGCCACAUGGGAUUAGACCAGUUGUGCAGCUUACUGCAAUUGAAAUACUAACGUGGGGCUUGCGGAACAUGAAGAGCUACCAACUGGCUGCUGUUACAUCCCCAAGUCUCAUUGUAGAAUGUGGUGGCGAGUAUUUGGAGUCAGCAGUGAUCAAGAGUCUUAAGAAGUGUCCUAAUUUCCCCACUUCUGUUCUCUUUAUGAAAGUGCUGCUUCCAAAAGAAGAAAUGUACACCCCUCCUAUUGUCAUAAAGGUGAUUGACCACAGACCCUUUGGGCGUAAGCCAGUGGUUGGGCAGUGCACAGUUCAUUCUCUGCAAGAAUAUCGGAUUGAUCCAUAUGCUGCAAGACAGGCUGUCGGAAUGCAAUCAAAAGCAUCUCUGCUUUCAAAUGCUCGUGACUGUGUCGUUGACAUAGAAGACAAUCAAAAACCUCUCCUUGAAUCACAGAUCGUGUCCACUGAUUCUGAAGGACUGGCUGCUUUUCGAUCUUCCCAGGCUGCAAAGGAGGAAGAGGCAAUUGAUUGGUGGAGCAAGUUUUAUGCAUCUAUAGGAGAGCAUGAACGAUGUGGCACCUAUAUUCAGAAAGGUUAUGAUACAUUGAAGGUGUACACCACAGAACUGGAGAAUGUCCCAGAAUUCAAAGGCCUGACUGAUUUCUGCCACACCUUUAAACUAUACAGAGGUAAAUCCGAAGAGGAUGAAGACCCAUCAGUUGUGGGUGAAUUUAAGGGUUCCUUCAAGAUUUACCCACUGAGUGAUGAUCCAAAUGUUCAAACGCCUCCACGUCAGUUUGCAGAACUGCCAGAUAGUGGAGCUCAGGAAUGUUUGGUGCGAAUUUAUGUUGUUCGAGCCAUUGACUUACAACCAAAAGAUAAUAAUGGCAAGUGUGAUCCAUAUGUGAAGAUCACCUUGGGUAAAAAAUCAAUAGAAGACAGAGACAACUACAUUCCCAAGACCCUGAACCCAGUCUUUGGCAGGAUGUUUGAAAUUACUUGCAACUUGCCUACAGAGAAAGAUCUCAAAGUAGCACUUUAUGAUUUUGAUUUGUUGACUCGUGAUGAAAAGGUGGGAGAGACUGUUAUUGACCUGGAAAACCGACUCCUAUCGCGCUUUGGAGCUUAUUCUGGAUUGCCUCAAUCAUACUGUGUUUCUGGUAUAAAUAUGUGGCGUGAUCAACUCAAACCAACCCAGUUGUUACAGAAUUUAGCCAAAAUGAAAGGCCUUUCUCAGCCAAUCAUCUCUAGCAACAGUCUCUCCUACAAUGGUCAGGAAUAUUUACUCAAUGACAUUGAACGUAACAAGACUUUAAAUAUCCAUCUUGGACCUCCAGAGGAACGGCUUGCACUUCAUGUUUUGAGACAGCAAGGACUUGUACCCGAGCACACAGAAAUUAGGUCGUUGUACAGCACCUACCAACCCAACCUUACACAGGGAAAGCUUCAGAUGUGGGUUGAUAUCUAUCCAAUGAGUCUAGGUCCCCCUGGACCACCAUUCGACAUCAAUCCCCGAAAACCCAAAAAAUAUUUCCUCCGCUGUGUAAUCUGGAAUACCAGUGAUGUUAUUCUGGAUGAAACGAGCAUUACUGGAGAAGAGAUGAGUGAUAUCUAUGUGAAGGGCUGGAUGGUAGGACUUGAAGAUGAGAAGCAGAAGACUGACGUACAUUACAGGUCACUCGGAGGUGAAGGGAAUUUCAAUUGGAGACUGGUAUUCCCAUUUGACUACCUCCCAGCUGAGCAGCUCUGUGUUGUAUCCAAGAAGGAAAAUUUCUGGAGCCUUGACAAAACAGAAUUCAGGAUGCCUCCCAAAUUAAUCAUUCAAAUCUGGGACAAUGAUAAAUUUUCCAUGGAUGACUAUUUGGGUGUCCUUGAGCUAGACCUAAAUUCAACAAUAUGUCCAACCAAAACCUCUUCGGGAUGCAGUUUGAAAAUGCUACCAGAUGAAAAGGGAGGAAAAGCACCGAACAUGACCUCCCUUUUUGCUCAAAAAUCAAUGAAUGGAUGGUGGCCGUGUGUCCAAGAGAAAGACGGCAAGCGCGUUUUGGCUGUAAGGACCUUCAAACAUUUUCAAACCUAUCUCCAGUUCUUCCUUGAAAUUGUGGGCCUUUCAUUUGUUUGA
Messenger RNA from Rhincodon typus (whale shark), 6287 nucleotides. Its product is annotated as myoferlin. The record is from RefSeq and is a predicted model, not a curated record. NCBI's taxonomy places the organism in Eukaryota, Metazoa, Chordata, Chondrichthyes, Orectolobiformes, Rhincodontidae. Gene Ontology annotation, biological process: plasma membrane organization. Gene Ontology annotation, cellular component: membrane. Bases 327 to 6287 code for a protein of 1986 amino acids. The transcript is spliced from 52 exons.